AUGUUCAGCAACAGUCAGCCUGUUGCUGGGCCAGUUCUGGGAGGCUGGUUCCUUUGCAAUGCUCGCCAAUUGUUCGGCGUCGCCGAGACUAUUCUGGUUGAAGCCUUAGCAAUGGAGGGGCAAGCUCUCGAGCUCCAGCAGAUAGUGGCUGUUGCCUGUGGCUGGUGGGUCAAUGGGGUUGCGUAA
Messenger RNA from Penicillium macrosclerotiorum, 186 nucleotides. RefSeq lists its product as uncharacterized. The record is from RefSeq and is a predicted model, not a curated record. Lineage: Eukaryota; Fungi; Ascomycota; Eurotiomycetes; Eurotiales; Aspergillaceae. The coding region runs from base 1 to 186 and encodes 61 amino acids. The transcript has a single exon.